Notolabrus celidotus (New Zealand spotty) is the source of this 3420-nucleotide messenger RNA. RefSeq names its product monocarboxylate transporter 9-like. Gene Ontology annotation, molecular function: monocarboxylic acid transmembrane transporter activity. The record is from RefSeq and is a predicted model, not a curated record. Lineage: Eukaryota; Metazoa; Chordata; Actinopteri; Labriformes; Labridae. Bases 451 to 1947 code for a protein of 498 amino acids. Gene Ontology annotation, biological process: monocarboxylic acid transport; transmembrane transport. The transcript has 6 exons.
AUCAAUGAAGCCACUGUCGCAACAUCACUGUGUGCAGCUCUGUCUUCUGUGCGCUCCAGGCGCGCAAGAGGAAGCAGCGCUUUUCCUCCCGUGACUGCGCUCAGGCUGCUGCUGGACCAGCAAGAACAGCUUUGAACCGGUUUUCUCACCGCUACAAAGCUGUAUGAAACGGAUGCUCAAUGCGCAUUGUUGAUGCAGACUGCUCUGGCAACACACGGACGUCGCGGAAUACUGCUGAGCUAGAGCAGCGUAAACAUACGAGUUAUUCUUGUCAAUGUCAUUUGUAGCGAUUUGGUUAAAAGGAUAUUAAACUGGAAUACAUCCUACAUGGAAAGUUCCUGUAGAGCGCGCAGCUGUGCAGAGUCCUGCUGCUGUUUCUGUAGAUGCUGAGGAACCCCUCCUCUGUCCAAGCUGUAGCAGAUCCCAGAAGGCAGCAGUAACAUCAGCACCAUGGCUCAGUCUACUAAAGUCCUGGAUGGAGGUUGGGGAUGGGCGAUUGUGGUAGCCUCCUUCAUGGCCCAGCUUCUGGCCUAUGGAUCACCCCAGUCUGUGGGUGUCCUGUAUCCGGAGUGGCUACAAGCCUUCCAGGAGGGGAAAGGCAUGACAGCCUGGGUUGGCUCGCUUGUGGCUGGAGUGGGACUAAUAGCCAGUCCUGUCUGUAGUGCUUGUGUGGACAACUUUGGGGCCCGUCCUGUGACCAUCUUCAGCGGUGUGAUGGUGGCGGGCGGCCUGAUGCUCAGUGCCUUUGCUCCAAAUGUCCAGUUUCUCAUAUUUUCCUAUGGGAUCGUGGUUGGUCUGGGAUGUGGUCUCGUCUACGCAGCCACGUUGACGAUCACCUGUCAAUAUUUUGACAAGAGACGCGGCCUUGCCCUCGGCAUAGUCACCACAGGCACAAGUGUGGGAGCCUUCAUCUACGCCACUGCUCAGAACGAGCUGAUCGUGUUGUACGGCCUGGACGGCUGCCUGCUAAUCAUCGGGGCUGUAGCACUAAACCUCAUGGCCUGCGCUGGCUUCAUGAGGCCCCUGAAUAUGCCAGGGUACUACCUCAAACAGAAGGCCGCCCUGGAGCGCAACACGGAAGAGCAGCUCUUCGAGAAACCCCCUUUGGAUGACCUGAAAAUUUCAGCAGGUUCCAACACAACAACUCCAGAAAAAACACUAAUGGUGAAGGAGUUGCUAAUCACCAUUGAUGCAAAGGACAUUCAGACAGAGAAGAAGAAAGGCAGCUUCAUGGCAGGGUUGGCCAUCAUGAAAGUCAUUAAGAAAAAACAGCAGGCUUACUCCAAGUACAUGCGCUCCAUGCAUGAGAUCCUGCAGGACCAAGCCAUGGUGGCCUUCUGCAUUGCUGUCUUCCUGUUCAGCCUUGGGGCAUUUCCCCCUGUGCUCUUUAUAGAGGAUGUGGCUCAGAGUCAGGGACUCAUUGAAGAAGUUAGUGUCAUUCCUCUGGUAUCAAUAGGGGCCAUCGCAUCUUGCGUGGGUAAACUAGUAUUGGGUAUGCUGGUUGACAUCAGAUGGAUCAACGGCAUCUAUCUGUAUGCCUUCACCAUGUUUGCAGGAGGUGCAUCUCUUCUCCUCAUCCCAAUCACUAAGACUUAUACGGGACUGCAGAUCCUGUCAGCCAGCCUUGGUUUCUUCUCUGGGAACUGGUCUCUCACCUCUUACAUCACCACACAGAUUGUUGGCUUGGACAGACUGACACAAGCCCACGGCAUCCUCAUGUUCUUUGGGGGAUUUGGGAUCAUGCUUGGACCCCCUAUUGUAGGGUGGUUCUUUGACUUCACACAGUCAUAUGACUUGGCAUUCUACUUCAGUGGGACCUGUGUGUUCCUUGGCGCCUGCAUUCUCACUCUGCUCACUCUACCCUGCUGGAACAGGAAGCACUCCGAUAACGACAGACCAGACGUCCAAUACACCAGCAACUGUGACAAAGUUGCCUCUGUAGCUUGAAUAAGUUCCUUGCAUGAGGACUUGAAUCUCACUCUCACUGCCCAGCAGCUGUCUGCUGAGAAACUGUACCCAAGCCACCUCUGAGAGGAAUCCUGUUUCUUUGACUAUAAGGGGUCUCCCCUUUGUUCUGCUGCCAGGUUCUAACUUACCAAAACACUAACCAGAGGUUUCAAAAUACAGGCCUUUCCUCUGUAAUUUGUCUGUUCUCAGGUCCAAGCCAUCCACUACAGAUCUUUUGAAAGGUUUGAUCCGAUGCCUGUGUUGUUCGUUAUUAUUGCCUCAUUUUACGAGGUCAACUGAUCAAUACUGUUUGACUCCCCAGUUUUACAUCCUGCUUUUAGAAGUACUUUUUUCACUUCACUGUAGCACUAAAGAAAUACAUAGUGCCGUUAGUAAUACUGGGAAGAGAAACCUGCUUGAUCGCUGGGUGUUCAUUUAACACUUAGACAUUACUUCAAAUCAUUGUAUAAUUGCACAAAACAUCUCCCAGACACCUAACUAGAACCGAGACUACAGGGAUAGAACGAAAGAGGGAGCCUUUUUUGAUAAAUGUAAUUUUUGCAAGACAUUUUUAUUUUCAAUUUUGGUUUUCAAAUGUAUCGUAAUUAAAACACUAUGUAUCCUACCAAAGCAUCAAUGAUAGACAAUGCCUGUCAACACAUACGCCUGUUGGAACAAUACAAAAGCCUUGCUUUAUAGAUAAUUUUUGUUUUCAAGUGCAUUGACUCAGUUUGUACUUUUUUAAACAAUGGUUUGAGUUCCACAUACCUCCUUUUUCUGGAUUGCACAAAAACUUUUUGAAUACAUUAAGCUGAUUCAAAAAUAUUAAGAAAAACUAAAGAGGUCCUUAUGUAUUUCCAACCUUAACAGCAUGUUGAGUCUCUCUGUGGCAUGAUAAUCAUGACCUCCGCGUAUGUUCAUUUUGACCAGGCUUUUCCUUUUCUAUCAUGUGUGUGUGUAUUUGUGUGUAUGUUGUGUGUGUAGGCAUCUGCACACGCAUGUUUGCAUAUGUGCACAGGUUUGUGCGUGUGGGUUCUUUGAUAAACUUUUAUAUUAGCACUAGUUUGUUAUGUCUUUCGUGCUAGUGACUUUUUAUAUGCACAAAAAUGGCCAUAGAGCUGUAAUAAAUUGUCUUUGUUUAAGUUGAUUAUUGUGAUCAUAAUUGUAAUAAAACAUUGCAAUAGGCUCUUAGAAUCACUUGAAUGUUGUUAUAUAGACCACUACAAAUGUAUUUUUGAUAGUUCCAGUUUCAGGUGUCAGGGGAGCAUUGCUGGAACAUUGCUUAUUGUGUUUGUAGAGGCAAUUUAAAAGGUGCAGAUAAAGUACAAAUAGUACUGACCUAGAGGUGGCACUGUGUUUGGCUGUCACCUUUUAGACACUGUUAUUUUUUAAUGCCAGUAUUAUGAUAUUUAAAUGUGAUGUCCGUUCUCUUAUUUUUAUUUAAAAAGUGCCAAUAAAAGAUAUUUGGAAGGA